GUGGCUAAUGCAUUACUUGAUUUCUACUCUAAGCAUGACUGUGUUUCUGAAGUGAAGAAACUUUUCGAUGAGAUGCCAGAACUGGAUGGCGUCUCUUACAAUGUACUCAUUACAUGUUAUGCUUGGAAUGGCCAACUCAUAGAAUCUUUUGAUCUUUUCCGGGCAUUACAGUAUACUAAAUUUGACCGCAGGCAAUUCCCAUUUUCAACCAUAUUGAGCAUCGCUGCAAAUACUCUAAACCUGGAAUUGGGCAGGCAAAUUCAUUCCCAAGUUAUUGUGACAGGUGCUGAUUCCGAAAUUAAGGUUGGAAAUGCUUUGGUUGACAUGUAUGCUAAGUGUGGCAAAUACGAAGCAAAUGGGAUUUUUGCAAAUCUUACCCAUCAAAGUUCAGUUCCUUGGACAGCCUUGAUAUCAGCUUAUGUUCAGAAGGGACUCCAUGAAGAAGGCCUGACUCUAUUCUUUGAGAUGCAGAAGCGCAAAAUAGGUGCUGAUUCAGCCACUUAUGCUAGCAUCUUAAGAGCCUGUGCAAGCUUAGCCUCACUUUCACUGGGAAAGCAGUUACACUCGUACAUAAUCAGAUCCGGAUACAUUUCAAAUGUAUUCUCUGGAAGUGCACUGCUUGACAUGUAUGCAAAAUGUGGAUCCAUGAAAGAUGCGCUUCAUUUUCAAGAGAUGCCUGUAAGGAAUUCCGUCUCUUGGAAUGCACUAAUUUCAGCUUAUGCACAAAAUGGAGACGGUGACCUUACUCUUAGAUCAUUUGAACAAAUGGUCCAUUCAGGUUUGCAACCAGAUUCAGUCGGCUUCCUUAGUGUUUUGUGUGCCUGCAGCCACUGUGGUCUGGUUGAAGAAGGAUUAAAAUAUUUCGACUCCAUGACUCAAACUUAUAAACUUGUUCCAAAAAGAGAACAUUACGCUUCAAUGGUUGAUAUGCUGUGUAGGAGUGGAAGGUUUAACCAAGCUGAGAGACUGAUCGCUCAGAUGCCCUUUGAACCUGAUGAAAUAAUGUGGUCAUCAAUUCUUAACGCAUGUAGAAUUCAUAAGAAUCAAGAGCUAGCAAAGAAAGCAUCAGACAAGCUAUUCAAUAUGAAAGUGCUUAGAAGCGCUGCUCCAUAUGUCAGCAUGUCCAAUAUCUAUGCAGAAGCUGGUGAAUGGGAUAGCGUAAGCGUGGUAAAGAAGGCUAUGAGAGAGCGAGGAGUUAGAAAAGUCCCAGCUUACAGCUGGGUAGAAGUUAAACAUAAAGUUCAUGUUUUCUUAGCCAAUGACAAGGCUCACCCAGAAAUGGAAGAGAUUAGGAAGAAGAUUGAUGAGCUGGCUGAGCAGAUGGAGAAAGAAGGGUACAAACCCGACCCAAGUUGUACCCUUCACGAUAUCGAUGAGGAACUCAAGAUAGAGUCUCUUAAAUAUCACAGUGAGCGUCUUGCCAUUGCGUUUGCACUUAUUAGCACGCCAGAAGGGACACCUAUCCUGGUGAUGAAGAACCUCCGAGCUUGUACUGACUGCCAUGCGGCCAUCAAGGUAAUCUCCAAAAUAGCUAAAAGGGAAAUCACAGUCAGGGAUUCAAGCAGAUUCCAUCAUUUUAGAAAUGGAUUUUGCUCUUGCGGGGAUUACUGGUAGUCUUUUUUUUUUUUUUUUGGAGACAAUCUAAAUCCCUGACUUGAUUUCUCCUGUAAGAGCAAAAUGCACGAUUUUUUGGUCAAUUAAAAAAAAAACCGUUACUUAGACCAAGUAACUUGAACCGA
Messenger RNA from Prosopis cineraria, 1739 nucleotides. Its product is annotated as putative pentatricopeptide repeat-containing protein At2g01510. Gene Ontology annotation, biological process: RNA modification. The record is from RefSeq and is a predicted model, not a curated record. NCBI's taxonomy places the organism in Eukaryota, Viridiplantae, Streptophyta, Magnoliopsida, Fabales, Fabaceae. Gene Ontology annotation, molecular function: zinc ion binding; protein binding; RNA binding.